AUAGCGGAGCCCCGCAGCAUCCCGCGGGCUGGGCCGUCGCUGCGCCGGAGCCUGCCAGUGAGAAGGGAAAGCCCACCAUUUACCACCUGCAGCCAUGGAAGGGGGUGUGCAGCUCCUCAACCGCGACGGCCACAGCAUCUCCCACAACUCCAAGCGGCAUUAUCAUGAUGCCUUCGUGUGCAUGAACCGCAUGCGUCAGCGUGGGCUGCUCUGCGACAUUGUGCUCCAUGUGGGCACCAAGGAGAUCAAGGCCCACAAGGUGGUGCUGGCGUCGUGCAGCCCGUACUUCCACGCCAUGUUCACAAAUGAGAUGAGUGAGAGCCGCCAGACCCAUGUGACGCUGCACGACAUUGACCCACAGGCCCUGGAGCAGCUGGUGCAAUACGCUUACACGGCUGAGAUUGUGGUGGGCGAGGGGAAUGUGCAGACACUUCUUCCUGCUGCCAGCCUGCUUCAGCUCAAUGGUGUGCGAGAUGCUUGCUGCAAGUUCCUACUCAGCCAGCUUGACCCAUCCAACUGCCUGGGGAUCCGGGGUUUUGCUGACACGCACUCCUGCAGCGACCUCCUCAAGUCUGCGCACAAGUAUGUCCUCCAACACUUCGUGGAGGUGUCCAAGACAGAGGAGUUCAUGUUGCUGCCUCUUAAACAGGUGCUGGACCUCAUUUCUAGUGACAGCCUCAAUGUGCCAUCAGAGGAGGAGGUGUACCGGGCUGUGCUUAGCUGGGUCAAACAUGAUGUGGACAGCAGAAGACAGCACGUCCCCAGGCUUAUGAAGUGUGUGCGGCUGCCCCUGCUGAGCCGGGACUUCCUCAUGAGCAACGUGGACACGGAGCUGCUGGUGCGGCAUCACUCGGAGUGCAAGGACCUGCUGAUCGAAGCCCUCAAGUACCACCUCAUGCCGGAGCAGAGAGGGGUCCUUAGCAACAGCAGGACGAGGCCGCGGCGCUGCGAGGGGGCCAGCACUGUGCUCUUUGCUGUGGGUGGGGGGAGCCUGUUCGCCAUCCACGGGGACUGCGAGGCCUAUGACACACGGACGGACCGGUGGCACAUGGUGGCCUCCAUGUCGACUCGCAGGGCCAGAGUGGGCGUUGCUGCCAUUGGGAACAAGCUGUAUGCUGUGGGCGGCUAUGAUGGGACCUCUGAUUUGGCCACAGUGGAGUCCUAUGAUCCCGUCACCAAUUUCUGGCAACCUGAGGUGUCCAUGGGCACCAGGAGGAGCUGCCUGGGUGUAGCAGCACUUCAUGGGCUUCUCUAUGCUGCUGGGGGGUACGAUGGGGCCUCGUGCCUGAACAGCGCAGAGCGGUACGACCCUCUGACAGGCACCUGGACAUCCAUCGCUGCCAUGAGCACCAGGAGACGCUACGUCCGGGUGGCAACGCUAGAAGGGAACCUCUAUGCCGUUGGGGGAUAUGACAGCUCAUCCCACUUAGCCACAGUAGAAAAGUAUGAGCCCCAGAUCAACACCUGGACACCCAUUGCCAAUAUGCUAAGCCGCCGGAGCAGUGCAGGAGUGGCCGUGCUGGAGGGGAUGCUCUACGUGGCUGGCGGCAAUGAUGGGACCAGCUGCCUUAACUCUGUUGAACGCUACAACCCCAAAACCAACACAUGGGAGAGCGUGGCGCCCAUGAACAUCCGCAGGAGCACCCACGACCUGGUAGCCAUGGAUGGGUGGCUGUACGCAGUGGGUGGCAACGAUGGGAGCUCCAGCCUCAACUCCAUCGAGAAGUACAACCCCCGUACCAACAAGUGGGUAGCAGCCUCGUGCAUGUUCACACGCCGGAGCAGCGUAGGGGUGGCUGUGCUGGAACUCCUCAACUUCCCGCCCCCCUCCUCGCCCACCCUGUCGGUGUCUUCGACGAGCCUUUGACAAAGAAUCAGGACCUACCUUACCUCAAGGGGACAGGGGCGGCUGGCGGAGCGCUAGGCCAGCGUGGCCCGCCCUGCAGGGCAGCCGGUCGCUGUAGGAGGAGAGCGAAGGUACUGGCUGCUGCCUCCAGCCCCAGCACUCCUGUGAACCCCCGGAGCUAUCCCAACUCUUGGUGCACACAUCGGAUCAGCACGACCACAGCAGUUAGAAAUGUGCUUCCUGGACGAGCACCCUCCUUCUAGAGGGCGAGGAGAGGGGGUGCUCUCUGCUCCGUUCAGACUCAUCUCACCACUCACCCAAAGGGCGUGUAUUUUCUUUGGGGAGGGAAACUUUAAACCAUUGCUGCUUCUUGGAUUCACGUGAUCCAGCCGGUGCCACACAUACGAGCACAGCCAGCCUUGGAGGCUUCCAGGAGUCCUGUGGGGUGGCAGAGGUGGACAGCACUCCUCCCAAGGACACGGCUGAAUGUGCAACCGCUCCUCUGAAUGUCACUGUAGCCAAACUCUUUACCAAGCCUAUUGUGCACUGUUAAAGACUCUGAGGCCACUGUAUGGUUCUCAAUGGUGUCUAAUUGAUGCCUUAAAAUACACAAAAAAAAGAAGCCCAGCUAAGGGACAGGGCCUGGAGGAGGUGAGGUUUGGAGACAAAACUGGAUGCAGCAUCCUGAACUCUCCAGUGUUUCCAUACUCAGCUGGCCCCACCUCAUUCACUAAGAUCCCAGCUGACCGUUGCUCUGGGGAGUCCCCAGCCAGGCAAAUGGGUUGAGUGACCUUGUUUGCAUCCAUGCCAUUGCUGUCCCAGGUUCAAGUGACUGUGCGGCUGCCUGCUCUCUGCACGUGGUCCUGGUUCACAGUUUGGCUGGGAACGGAUCAGCCUGUUUGCUCUUCCCCUCUCUGCAAAGCAGAUUCUGGGUUUAAGGAAAGGUAUCGGUUCUCAAAUAAGAACAGUCCAGCCUUCUGAAUGAGGAGGAUUGCCUGGCGUUACUUUUUUGGGUGUUAAUUUUUUGCCUUUUUUUAUUUGAAUGCUAAUAUUUUAAUUUCUAAUGACUUCAUAUCCCUUUAUUUUUUACACUAUCCUGGUAUUCCCCAUCCCAUCUGCUUUUAAGGCAGCAGAAGGGAUGCAAUUACUUUUCUCAUUUGUUGAUGAGAUGAUGACUGUGUCCUGGAAGACGUUCUCUAUGGAUGUGUGGGUGUGUGUGCAUGUGUGAGAUAUCAUAUGUACAGUGAAAACAGCAUGGAAGGGACCAUUUGCAAUUAGCGACUCCCUGGCAAUUAAGCAACCACUUUAAUUAACUAACGGUUGAAUAAAUUAGUACUGUAAGUCACAGGCCUGUCCUAGACCCACCUGUGCCAUGGAACCUCUUGGGUGGCGUUUUCAAUGCGUAUGCUGUAGGAUGCGUAUAUGAGCCUUGAACUGAGACAUAUCAUCAGGUGUUCUCCACAUUAUAGAGGAAUGACUUAACCACUGGUACCUCAAUAGUGUUCAAAUGUAGCAUUGGAAAUAUGGUCUAACUGUUUGUUUUGAACUAAUUCCUUUAGUCUUUUUUCCCGCUCCUUCGCAUUUCUCAUUUACAGAGUUCAGAUUUCACUUGUGGUGGUAUUUGUUGGCCUAAAUUUUCAAGUGGCUAGAGAUUUCUUCUUUUCUCUUUUCUUUGGGGUGAAAGGAGAGUUUGAGAUGAGACAGGGACUCCCCAACUUAAGAUAAUUUUUACAGCGAUCUGAUUUCUCCUGGACAGGUGCCUGCAUGUUUUACAAGCCCACUUACAGUGCCUAACGUUGGACACCUGAAAUGACCAGCAGCUUCUGAAAAUCUGGGCUGCUUCUCCCCCCAGCCUCUCCCCAAGGACAGUCUGGGCUUCUCAGGCUGAGGAGGCCUUUUUGGCUUUUAGAACAGACUCUAAAUCUGCUUUUCAUUCCCCUCUCGCUUGCCAAGCCUCUGCCCCAGCCUGUCACAGCUCGGCAGCUCUCCCAUUCCUCUGUAUGGCAGAGGACCCUGCAAAUGUCCAGGCUCUGCUCCUGCAGGUUGCCUCUUGGUCAACGUGGCACUAGGGCUGCCCUAAGUAGGUCACGUGAAUCUGCUUUGUUUGAAGUAACGAUGAAAUCGGUGAAGUCUGCUCUGUUGCGUGCGUGUGCGUACUGUGCCUACGCAUGAGCGAGGUCUCGAUCCUUUUCUUCCCAUUCCCGUAAGCAACAUCAGGAUUUUAGUCUUCUGCUGGACUCGUAUCAACCAGCGCAUUCAAGGUGCCCCUGGCUCUAGGGUCCUCUUUGAAGGAAGAUCAGCCUAAAAGCCCCACAGCCAUGUCAGAAGUGAACGGUGCUGGUGCUGGGCCUUGGCCCGAUGUGCCGAGGUCCUGCUGAGGUUUCUGUGAGGAAUGGCGAAAGGACAGCGGAGCCCAGCCAGCCUGCUGAAGGGAGUACUGUACGACGAGGAGGGGCAGGGCAGGGCCAGAGAGGAACUGCUGAAGGGAGAAACAGGGCUGAUUUCAAACAAGGAAUGAGUUGUUAUAGCAGUGGCUCAGCAUCUGGUCCAAGUGUGGCUGCUGUGGCGUGAAGCGGGGCUGCUGCCUUAGAGGGGCGGCAGGCAGGCAAAACCAGAGGGGACGCGAGCAGUGUAGCAGGCUGAGGAGAAUUUCUGUGCCAUGUGCCCUUGGUCCCAGUUGUAAUCUUUAGCAAUUUACACUACAAAUGGUGUGCAAUGCUGUCCUGCCUCUUGAGGAUCAGGGAAACAGGCAGUGUGACUCCUGUCACCCACCAGUUGGGUCCUGAGCAAUAUCACCACUGAGCCUGUUCUGCAGAAACCUGGGGAGGAGGGAGCCUUUUGUGUCUCUGAUGUACUAACUAUGCAGGUGCUCACUGCUUUCCUGUAAAAGAGAAAGAAGGAAGGAAAGGGCAAAAUAGUUCCCCAGCAGCUUGCGGGGGUCCGGAGCACCCCGACCCACACUGUGUGGACACGAGGUGUCAGCAUCUGCCCUGGGAGAUCCCAGGGUGGAAUUGCUUCUGGUGCUGCACAUCCCUUGCUGAGGAGGAGGCCUCGGAGGGGAUGUGCGUCUGUGUCUGUCUGUCUGUGCGUAGUACCCUAUCUGAGGGGAGGAGAACUGUCAACUGUGUGUGGCUUCUCUGCCAGUUUUAGUUAGUGGUGUCUCACCCAAAAUGUUAUUUGUGUGAUUUCCCAUGUGAGCUUUUCCCGGCGGAGAGCACCCCUGAGCGGGUGGCUCCAGGCUGUGUGUGUUGAUGUGUUUCACCCAGGGACCCCGGUGUCAGUCUGCAGUGAGACGGCAAGGCUAGGCAGGAGCCCUUGCCCCGACGCAGGGGGAGAGGUUCGCUUGGCCUUACUGGUAGGCAGACCCGGUCUACUCCAUGUCAAACCGUCGUCACUUUGAUUUCUCUGUAAGUUAUCUGACUUAUUUAUGUGGAACUCUGUUUCUCUGAAUUUUUUGCACUACAUGGGAUUGGGGAGGGGAUACAAGCAAUAGAAGCCAACAUGUACAAUA
Messenger RNA from Gymnogyps californianus (California condor), 5357 nucleotides. RefSeq names its product kelch like family member 17 (gene KLHL17). The record is from RefSeq and is a predicted model, not a curated record. NCBI's taxonomy places the organism in Eukaryota, Metazoa, Chordata, Aves, Accipitriformes, Cathartidae. Gene Ontology annotation, molecular function: protein binding. Bases 95 to 1867 code for a protein of 590 amino acids. The transcript is spliced from 12 exons.